Messenger RNA from Sesamum indicum (sesame), 1653 nucleotides. Its product is annotated as metal transporter Nramp7.2. Gene Ontology annotation, biological process: manganese ion transport; iron ion transmembrane transport. The record is from RefSeq and is a predicted model, not a curated record. Gene Ontology annotation, molecular function: manganese ion transmembrane transporter activity; cadmium ion transmembrane transporter activity. Gene Ontology annotation, cellular component: plasma membrane. Lineage: Eukaryota; Viridiplantae; Streptophyta; Magnoliopsida; Lamiales; Pedaliaceae.
AGAGCGUCUAUAAAUGGAGAGCGCAGCCUUCAACUAAAGUUUACAGUGCUACUACUUUGAAUUUAUUAUAUAUUUGGAUCGAAUUUGAAGCAGAAGGGAUCAAUGGCGGCGUUGGUUGAAAUUCAGGAAAAGCCGACAUGGAAAAAGGCGCUUGGCUACAUCGGCCCUGGAUUCUUGGUUUCGGUGGCGUAUCUCGACCCUGGCAACCUGGAGACGGACUUACAAGCUGGUGCUGACCACAAGUACCAGCUGCUCUGGAUUGUGCUGGCUGGGCUAGGGUUUGCGCUGAUUAUUCAGUCGCGUUCUGCUAAUCUUGGGGUGGCUACAGGGAAGCAUCUGUCGGAGCACUGUAAGACGGAAUAUCCAAAUCCCAUAAAUUAUUGCCUCUGGAUAUUGGCUGAAAUUGCUGUCAUUGCUGCAGAGGUACCUCAAGUAAUAGGGACAGCUUUUGCAUUUAACAUUCUCUUCAAUGUGCCCAUCUGGUCUGGAGUUUUACUGGCUGGACUCAACACUCUUCUGCUUCUUGGUUUACAGAGAUAUGGUAUAAGGAAGUUGGAAGUGGCAAUUGGCGUACUAGUGUUGGUAGUAGGAGGCUGCUUCUGCUCAGUGAUGGCAAAUGCUAAGCCUAAUGUGGAGGAGAUUAUGAAGGGAAUGUUCAUCCCCAAAUUGAGCACCUCUAGUGCUACAAGAGAUGCCAUUGCUCUCCUGGGAGCUCUCAUCAUGCCGCACAAUCUCUUCCUUCACUCAGCUUUAGUGAUCUCCAGAAAGAUAUCGCGUUCUGUUGAUGGAAUAAGGAGUGCAAGCAAGUACUUCUUACUGGAAAGUGCACUAGCAUUGUUCAUCGCCUUCCUCAUCAAUGUGGCAGUGAUAUCAGUGACUGGGAGUGUGUGCUCAAAUCCAAAUAUAUCUACAGAGAACAAGGACCACUGCCAGAAUAUCACCCUCAAUUCUGCUGCUUUUCUGCUCAAGAAUGCUCUUGGGAAUUGGAGUUCAAAGCUAUAUGCUGUGUCUUUACUUGCAUCUGGUCAAAGUUCAACUGUAACAGGGACAUAUGCAGGCCAAUACAUUAUGCAGGGAUUUCUAGAGUUCAAAAUGAAACUAUGGUUGCGGAACCUACUGACAAGGUGCAUUGUCAUAGCUCCAAGCUUAGUAGCCUGCAUUAUUGGUGGUCCUUCCGCAGCAUCCAAAUUGAUCAUCAUUGCUUCUAUGAUCUUGUCCUUUGAACUUCCAUUUGCAUUGGUUCCACUCCUCAAGUUUACUAGCAGUGAGGCCAAGAUGGGACAGCACAAGAAUUCCAAGAUGGUAACUCUGAUCCUAUGGACCCUGGGAUUUGGCUCUAUUGUGAUCAAUAUGUACUUCUUGGGUUCCAGUUUGCUAGGAUGGCUUACAAGCAACAGGAUGUCCAAAGCUGCAGCCAUCUCUGCAGCUAUUCUGAUACUCCCAGUAAUAAUACUCUAUAUUACUAUGUUACUAUACCUAACAUUUAAGCCAGAAACUCCUACCACAAAUCCACUGGACUGUAUUUUGAGUUCCGGGGGAUCCAGUGGGGGAGAUUCGACUAGAGAAAGGGAAAACAAUGAUAUCCAAAGGGAUACUGAGAUUCAACUAGAAGACAUAUGAGAUCAAUAAGAGUAAUGCCUCAGUACCUGCACA